AUGGAUAUGGAUAUCGAAUCUUUAAUUGAACGCAUAAAUGCUGUUGCUGCAAGUCAUGCAGAGAAAAAUAUCACAGAAGACCUCGCGGCCCGUCUCAAACUUCUCAAGGCGGCCGAGGACCUCGUCGCGGCAUUGAAGCCACCCGACAUGGUAGUCGCCGACAUGGCUUUCUCGGUGUUCCACUAUGCGAGCGUGAGACUAGCACUGGAGAUGGGUAUGUUCGAGAAGCUGGUCUUGGCAGAGCGACCACUGCCUGUAACGGAGCUGGCAGCUUCACCCACCGCCGAUACUCAACUUGUUCUCCGCAUUGCCCGAUCACUAGCAGCCACUGGUUUCCUGGCCGAUGUACAGACCGCAGAAGGCCAGGACGCUUUCACAAUCGCAGCAGCUGGAAGACAUGCGAUCGUACCUUCUUGUAGAGCAGGCCUCAAGUUUCACUUCGAUCAGAAUCUUCCAGUGGUCAUUCACGCUCCAGAGUUCUUCCGUCAGAACGGCUUCAAGAUACCCUCGACGCAGCAAGACGGUUUGUUCCAGCAUGUGUACCAGACUGAAGACGAUUGCUACACGUAUUGGUUCAAACAACCUGGUGUUAUGGAGAAUUUCAAUACCUUCAUGCAAGGAUACUUUGAAACGAUUGAUUUCGUCAGACCGAUAUCAUGGUUUCCGUACGAUCAAGUCUGCUUUUCAAGGCAAGCAGAGCAAUGUUGA
Molecule: messenger RNA, 708 nt
Organism: Cercospora beticola
Lineage: Eukaryota; Fungi; Ascomycota; Dothideomycetes; Mycosphaerellales; Mycosphaerellaceae
Molecular function (GO): methyltransferase activity
Source: RefSeq, a predicted model, not a curated record